Molecule: messenger RNA, 1037 nt
Organism: Osmia lignaria (orchard mason bee)
Lineage: Eukaryota; Metazoa; Arthropoda; Insecta; Hymenoptera; Megachilidae
Source: RefSeq, a predicted model, not a curated record
GCAUGUGUAACAUCAUUUAACUUUUUUUGUUUUGUAUAAACAUAAACAAGUGAUAUGGAAAAAGUAACUCAUUUAUGGAACAUAAAUCAGUUCAUAACAAAAUUGAAUUGUUCGCAAAGUAAAAAGUUGCAAACAUUUUACAUAGAGAAAUGUAAAAGAAUAAGCAAAGGAAUACUAUUACCAUCUCAAAAUUUUAGUCCCUCUGUGAUGUGUCCAUAUUGUGGAUCACUUUGGAAUACAGUAAAACAUAGUAUUCGAUUACUACAAGGUAAACCACUUUCUAAAUCUGUUAAGAAGAUUAUACAUUCUAUGAACAAUAAUGAAAAAAGAAUACCUAAAGUUCGAAGAAAUCUGGUAGAAAAAUGCUUAAAAAAUAAAAGAAAUAAGUUGCUACUGAAAUGUUCAGUUUGCUUAGAAAGUACAAAACUACCUUUUGAUAAGCCACAGAGGAUAAGAAUACAGAAACCUAGUUUAGAAAUUGAUAAAAGUGUGCAAAAACGAAGAAAGAAAAGAACCAAAGAUAAAACUGCUGGUUUAAAUAUUUCUGGAAUUUCGAAUUUGAGUACAGACAGAAUUGAGGAAGAAUUGAAAGAAACAAACACAAGAAAAGUAGGAGGUACUACAAACUUUAUUACACCAACUCCAAAGUUAAAGAAACUAAACAUAAAUAGAUUAAAAGAUAUUGUGAAUCAAGGUGCAACACCUCCAAAGAGAAAGAGUCUACAUAGUUUCUUAACAGAACUCUGUUAGAAAUUAAUUUAUUAUCAAAGUAUUUUUAUAAAAGUUCUAUUACUUAUUAUAUAAGGAAUAUUUGACACAUAUUUUUUCAUUAAAAAAAAAAAGAAAAGAAAAAAUUAUCAUUCUUGUAUUGUAAUUCAAAAAUUUCUAUCCUCAAUUGACAAAAUCGACUCUUGUACGUGCAUGAAUCAUUAAAUAAUUGUCAAUUUUUAUUUCCUGUAAUUGUAAACUGUUCUCUACAGCAUUAUCCAUAUAAUAAAAUAAAUACACUAUACAUCAUGCAUCAAGAGUGAAUCAUA